Folsomia candida is the source of this 2417-nucleotide messenger RNA. RefSeq names its product adenylyl-sulfate kinase. Gene Ontology annotation, biological process: sulfate assimilation. Gene Ontology annotation, molecular function: adenylylsulfate kinase activity. NCBI's taxonomy places the organism in Eukaryota, Metazoa, Arthropoda, Collembola, Entomobryomorpha, Isotomidae. The record is from RefSeq and is a predicted model, not a curated record. The coding region runs from base 395 to 1126 and encodes 243 amino acids. The transcript is spliced from 7 exons.
CAUUGUUGGCUUUAAAUACCUGCAUUUCUUCAAAGACCACACCACGACGACGAUUGAGCACACCGUAAAUUCCUCCAACGGCUGAAAAAUUAAAACCAAACAGUUAGUAUUCAGUUGACGUGUAUUGAUAUGCCCCAUCACGCACUCCACACACCACUCAAACAAGAAAGGCACUGUUCGUAAACUUCCUAUCUUGCUUUCACAGAAUAGGGAUCUACACCUUGUGUGUAGAUCCCUUUUCUGUGUCUUGCUUUAACACAGCAAGAUUUUUCCCCCUCAUGGCCAGCGUCAUGAAGUUUACGAACAGCGCCAAAUACCGGGUUGUCUUUGUAACAAGUGGCUCAGUCAACUUUUUGUACGAUUAUUUGUAUUAUUAAAGAAAAUAAUACUUAAAAUGGACCUAUCCACCCCCACCUCCAGUAAAAUUACCCAUGUUGGGUCACCAUCCCCCUCUCCACCAAGUAAUAAGAGGAUGAAAUGGCAAAGUGAAAGUGAGGUAAACAAUGGAUGUACAAUUCUUAUGACAGGUCUAGCGAAGUCGGGGAAGACCACGAUUUCCAAUGCCCUCACUAAAAUGCUAAAAUCCAACGGGAUUUUAGUGAAACAAAUAGACGGGAAGUCUUUGAGGGCCGGUCUCUGCAAAAAUCUGAAUUUUGACGAAGAUAAGGAUCGGUCGGCUUUUGUUCACUUGGCUAGUGAACACGCCAAAGGGAUCACAGAAGAGGGGUUUGUGUCCAUAAUUUCCAUUGUGGCUCCAUUACAUGAGGAUAGACAGAAAGCCAGGGAUUCUCAUGAGCAAGACGGACUGAAGUUUGUAGAUGUCUUUGUGGAUAGGUCAAGAGCGGAAUGUGAUGCAGAAACUGGCCUGAGAAGAAAUGUAAUAAACCCUAUUGAUGCGGACUACGAACCACCCACAAAUCCAGAUGUUCAUCUCAAACGGAUUGGAAACAAUGUGGAUGAAUUGACGAGACAUCUUGUUUCGAGAUUAGUUGGAUAUAAAAAUAAUUCACCCGCUGUUCGCUCAACCUCAGUCGCCGUUUUCUCCAUCCAUUUCUUCACCCAGAUCAACAGUUCCUUCUCCCUUUACAGCAACACCUUCGCCCUCCUCAACGACAUAUUCGUCUGAUUCGGAUUUGGGUGUUGGAGAGUUUGACGACGAAAGGGAUAGCGUCACAAAAUUCAAACUACCAAGAAAAAGUGAUAUCCGAACAAUAUUCGACUAUGUAAAAAGUGUUCUUGUUCAAAGAGGUUUUGUUGGAAAGGAUGAAGAAAUUGACAAAGAUCCAUUAUUUUUUGUGCUAAUUGAGGAAUGGACGACUCACUAUAAUACUCAUAAAGCAGGAAUGGAAAAGUUUUUCCCUGUCAAAAUUCCUAUAUCAACUCGUGGUAAGACCCAAACCAAAGGUGCGAAAACCCCUCAAAAAAACGAUGUCGGAGAAAACGAGUGGGGUGAAUUCAUUCCUUUAUAUUGGAAUGGAUCAACGCUGUGUUACGGCAGUAUACACCAGGGCGUCCCUCACCUCAAAAAAUGCAAGCAAUGUUGGUCGAGGUCAACAUCGGAGGGCUAUUUGUGUAAUAACCAUUCAACAAACCGAUAUCAAAAUUUCGCCGUUUUGCGUGAUAUUAAUGAGAAGACCAUUCAUUAUCAUGCAGCGUUAAGCAUUAUGAGUGUGAAGAAAACAGAAUGGACGACAAAUAUGGUUAAAAAAUCUGCUUACAAUAUCAAUCUAACACAAAAAUAUCUUGCUGCACACCCUAACGCACAUUUCACCCCUAUUUAUGAAAAAUCUAUUCUGCUCUCCUCCCCGGAACGACUUCCAGCCAUUCAUUCCAUGACAUUGUCAGUCGCGCUCAUCACACUGUUCAGAAACAUGGAAAAAAUUGACUCGGACGCCCCCAUCAAACCACAUUCGUUCCUUCAUAAACAGUUAUACAUGGACAACGCUAAUUUGGCAGCGGUGGAAAAGAUUUUGGAAGAGAAUGGAGUGACUUUCACCGUGGGAAAUGAUGAUGAUGAUAGCAGUUCCUCGUUAAUCAACAAAGAUCGAUAUUGCUCAAAACUGCCUAGAAUCUAUUGUGGAGUGGAACCCAACAACAAAGUCAAUGUUGGAUUGAAAACGUCCAGGAGGAGGGAGGAGGAGGAUCAUUCUGUUUACACCCAUAGUGACCAAUUCAAAUCAGGACCCAUCUACCAAACCCCCCUGUCGGAUGAGCAGCUUGCGAUUGCAAACACCAUUGAGACAUCUAAUUCUUUUAAACAGUGGACGGAUCAGCAGAGGGAUCUAUUCGAUUUGGUGAAAGAAGAUUGCACAAGGAAGGAGGGAUUGGGUCAUGCAGCUCUUGUUCUUGCAGAAAUGAAGGGCCAAUCCUACAAUGGCAUCCUCAUUCAAAGGGACAAUAAGAAAUACGAGAAUGUA